AUGCAGUUCACUCUCGCGUCUACCAUCCUUCUGGCCGGCGUGGCCUCGGCCAGGAUGACUUCUUCGGCCACCUACACUCCUAAUACUUCUACAGUGGCCAUUCCUUCUAUCUCUGUUCCUCCGAGCUCCGUCCUGCAGAGCCAUCUGUCUUCAAUUCCCACCUCCUCCUAUGCCUCUAUCUCGGCUGCCGACUCCUCUGCCGCCGCUAGCGCCGUGAAUCCCGAGGACUACGACUGCGUCUACCGCGGCUGGGGCUGUGACUGGAUCAAGUCCGAAUACGGCUACGGCUCCGACUACUGCGGUGUCUCUCCCUACAAGGCCGGUCAGCAGCUGUCGGACGGCAACCAGAUCGUUGCUGUCUCCUCCGACGGCUCCGGCGACUGCGCUUCCAAAGCCGGCACUCAGUGCUGCAAAGUCCUGGCUGACUCGCCCUGCAAGCGUGGCGAGAAGUACCUUGAGUGCUCGAAGCCUUAA
Molecule: messenger RNA, 474 nt
Organism: Penicillium cinerascens
Lineage: Eukaryota; Fungi; Ascomycota; Eurotiomycetes; Eurotiales; Aspergillaceae
Exons: 1
Coding region: 1-474 (157 amino acids)
Source: RefSeq, a predicted model, not a curated record